Harmonia axyridis is the source of this 1243-nucleotide messenger RNA. RefSeq lists its product as uncharacterized. NCBI's taxonomy places the organism in Eukaryota, Metazoa, Arthropoda, Insecta, Coleoptera, Coccinellidae. The coding region runs from base 493 to 1158 and encodes 221 amino acids. The record is from RefSeq and is a predicted model, not a curated record. The transcript is spliced from 2 exons.
AGAGAGAUCAUAGAAGUUAUUUGCAACAAAAAAUGUUAUAUAACACAUGGUCGAAAUGUUGAUGUUUAUUCUUUAAUUUAACAUUUCUUGAUGUCCCGAAAUAUUUCCAUAAGUUUUUCUAGACUGACUGAAUCGAAUUUGAGAACGAAUUCUACAAACGAAAUGAGUGGUUCCGAUAAUGAGCAUUCAAAAAGGAUCAAUUAAGAAUUAGUACCUGCGAUAAGGAAUUAUUUUGAUGAAUUAAUAAUUUAAUGAUCAUAUUCUUGGGAAUAGUUCACCAUUCGUCUCAAAAAUAUCACAUAUCGAUUCAUCAAUAUUUCGGAAACAUCUGAAUAAUUCACACCAAAAUCUAUUUGACUGAAACUUUCAUCUCCAAGAAAAAUCUGAAUAUUAAAUGCUAUUUAUAUUUACUAGUCUCCUUAAGCGAUAAGAAAUUUAUUUCUUCAAUGAAUAUACAGUUUCCACAUUUUUUCAUCCAUAGUAGACCAAAAAAUGAUUGCCAAAGGUUUUCUGAUCACAAUUUGUAUCUUCUUCACGACUGAGAUUUUUGCCGAAAAUUAUGACCGAUAUAGAGAUUUAGAAGAUUUCACAAGAAUUAAUAUCAAUGAAACACUUGUAUAUCUGCAAGAAGAUCCAAUUUUUUUUACUCGUUUAUUCUCAGAUUUAAUGCACAACAUUGAGCCCUUCGUCAGAGGUCUAAUGGGCUAUAAUAGAUUGAAAAUUGGUGAAGUGGCCAAUGAAACACUACACAGUAUUAUAAUUAUAACAAAUGGUACAUCAUUGAAUAGGAAAAGAAGACGAUGCAUUGAUGAGAAUAAAAAAAUUCUAUUCCUAGUUUAUCAGAACGCUGUAUCCGAUUGGCAGUGUAUGAAAAUUCACGUGGUGAAGUUUUUUGACAUAAUUUUACCUCUUUGGCAAACGCUUUUCAGUUUUACCAUCAUACAUGAUACAGAGUGCUGGUUUCUACCUUUUUGUCUGCUCAGCAAAGGUUACGACGUUGCAAAACUCUCUGCACAAAUGUUAGCGCAUAGUGCUUCUAUAAUAAAGUUAGGAGCUGACUUUCUGCUGGAUACGAGGGUUUGUCAAAAGGAUAUUUUACCUUUCAACAAAAUUUCUACAGUGAUCCUAGAAAACAUCAAAGUUUGUACACUUAUUUAAUGAGGAUAUUAUCCUAAUAAGACAUGGAGACAUUGGAAAAAUUUGUCUGUUCGUUCAUUUAAAUAUUUCCUAUUCACAACCUGAA